Molecule: messenger RNA, 3065 nt
Organism: Salmo salar (Atlantic salmon)
Lineage: Eukaryota; Metazoa; Chordata; Actinopteri; Salmoniformes; Salmonidae
Gene: slc35g2b
Product: solute carrier family 35 member G2b
Cellular component (GO): membrane
Source: RefSeq, a predicted model, not a curated record
UCCAUCAAACGUCAAUCAAUCGCAGACGUGGAGAACAGCUCGUUGUCUGUUAAAGACGCGCAGCAUCCAGUCCACGGGACGAUGGAGAAACGGCAAGCACAGUUCUCCAAAUUUAGAGAACAACAAAUCAAAGAAUGCUAUCAUUUAGGAUGCAAAUAGUGCUUUUCCGUGGACAGGAACUUCUUUUAGAGAAAGGUGCUCUCUGAUCUGCUGAAGGAACAUGGAUAUAUCUGGGGGCCAGCAUCAAUGUGGAGGAUCUAAGAAGAGGGUGAAGAUCCACCCCAAUUCCAUCUCGGUGAAAUACGCCACCCACUUCCCCCAACCCGGAGACGAGGGUUACGACGACGCUCCUUCCUUUGAGGACUUUGGUUCGUUUGCGAAGGCCAGCCCUGCUAAGAGAUUGGUGACAGACAGUAGUAGGAGGGCCAUGGAGACCCCCAGGACGCUAUGGGGAGGGGUGGAGCCCCAGAGCCGGGACAAGGGUGUCGGGGGACAGCUGGCUAGCUUCGGGGAGGCCAACGUCCUGGCGUCCCGGGUCACCUGGAUGGCGUUGUUCGGGGCAGCGGUGGCUCACGGCUGCGUUGCUCUGAUCACGCGGCUGGCGGCGGACCGUUCCAAAGUACCGUCCCUGGAGCUGAUCUUCAUCCGGUCUGUGAUCCAGGUCCUGUCCAUCACGGUGGUGUUUUAUAACCAGGAGGAACCCUUCGGCCCGAAGGGUUACCGCGUCCGGCUCUUCUUCUACGGUGUCUGCAACGUCAUCUCCAUCACCUGCGCCUACACCGCCUUCGCCAUCGUGCCGCCCAGCAACGGCACCAUCAUGUGGCGCGCAACCACCACGGUGUUCAGCGGCGUGAUGCCCUUCCUGUUGUUAGACGAGAGGCUGGGCUACACGGACGUGGUGACGGUGGUGGGAAGCGUGUUCGGCCUGUGUCUCGUCAUGAUCCCCAAUGUGGCCGACGAGGAGAAGUCCCGCCUCACCUUCUGGAAGGAGGCGUUCGGCUACACCAUGACGGUGAUGGCCGGCCUCACCGGCGCCCUGUCCAUGAUCGUCUACCGGGCCAUCAAGGAGCGCGUCAGCAUGUGGACAGCCCUGUUCACGUUCGGCUGGACGGGCACGGUGUGGGGCGCCUCCACCAUGUUCGUUAUGCAGGAGCCGAUCAUCCCCCUGGACGGAGAGACGUGGGGUUACCUCACAGGGAUCUGUAUCUGUUCCACCGUGGCGUUCCUGGGGGUCUACUACGCCCUUAACAAGUUCCAUCCGGCCCUGGUGAGCACCGUGCAGCACCUGGAGAUAGUGGUGGCCAUGUUGCUUCAGCUCAUGGUGCUGCGCAUGGUCCCCUCCGUCUACGACGUCGUCGGGGGGCUGAUCAUCAUGGCCAGUGUGUUUACUCUAACGGGAGUGAAGCUGUACAGGGUCAGCCGGGCUGUACGGCAGGACUACCAGGAGAUACUGAACUCACCCAUCAAAUAGAGCCUGGAGUUCUGAUUCAGGAUCAGUUUGGCCCUAUAGACCAUAAUGCACUAGAUUACAUGGACAGGGGUGAAACAGGUUCUAGACCAGCAUUUCUACUCUCUCUAUAUAUUUAGAAUUGUGGUCGUCGUUGACUCGGCGGCGUGUCAACGUGUGUGCGAUGUCUUUGCUAAAGUUCUAUUUGUCUGUGAAAAAAAAAAGAAGAUAUUCCACGACGAAACGGUUUGUUCUGAUAGUUUUGAUUUCAUGUCGACUGUGAUGAAGAAGAAGACUGUCGAAGUAACACGUGUUGUUUAGAUUGUAUGAUACACUCUGCACUGUCGCGACUUCCGUCGAAGUUGGCGCCUCUCCUUGUUCGGGGCGGCGUUCGGCGGUCAUGGUCACCGGCUUUCGAGCUGCCACAGAUCCAUGUUUCUUUGUCAUGUCUUGAUUGUUCACACCUGGUUCCCAUUUCAUUAUUUCCCUAUUUAAACCCUCUGGUUCUCAUGAUGUUUUGUGCAUUAUUAUGUUAGUUGUGUUUUGUCAUUAUUGUUUAUCCCUGCGUGGAUUUUGGUUGAUGAGUUUUUCUAGAGUAAAUUAUGUUAUUUUUACUCAGUUCAGUGUCCUGUGCUUGACUUUUUAUUUUACCAGGUAAGUUGACUGAGAACACGUUCUCAUUUACAGCAACGACCUGGGGAAUAGUUUCAGGGGAGAGGAGGAGGGGAUAAAUGAGCCAAUUGUAAGCUGGGGAUGAUUAGGUGGCCAUGAUGGUAUGAGGUCCAGAUUGGGAAUUUAGCCAGGACACCAGGGUUAACACCCCUACUCUCACAAUAAGUGCAGUGGGAUCUUUAAUGACCACAGAGAGUCAGGACACCCGUUUAACAUCCCAUACGAAAGACAGCACCCUUCACAGGGCAAUGUCCCCAAUCACAGCCCUGGGGCAUUGGGAUAUUGUUUAAACCAGAGGAAAUAGUGCCUCCUACUGGCCUCUCCAACACCACUUCCAGCAUCAUGUGGUCUCCCAUCCAGGGACUGACCAGGACCAACCCUGCUUAGCUUUAGAAGCAAGCCAGCAGUGGGAUGCAGGGUGGUUUGUUGCUGGCGUACCACCCACAUGACUCUAUUCCUCAUCUCCACUAUACUGACACUGACAUGCACCUUAAUCUCAUGUGCUAACUUUACAGCUGUGGCGCUAACUUUACAGAUGUGUGUGGCUCUGCUAGAUGACGUGCAUCUGAAUAAGAAGCUGUAUUCUUGAUACUACUGCUGCUGACAGUGUGUAAUCAGGGCCGUGUUGACAAGGUGAUAAAUGGUCUUUGUUUCCUGCAUAAGGGUGUAUCUUUUAUCUCACGCUAACACAGUGUCCGCUACGUAGAACACACUGGUUAAAAUACACUCAUGUAUAUUUAUUAAGAGUGAAAGAAGAAAAAAAAAAACACUGGCUGCAUUUUCAGAAUGAACUUCUGUUGAUCUCUGGAGAAAAUGAAAACAGUAGUCUAAAUCAAAAACUACAGAAGGUAUAUCUAUACUGAACAAAAAGAGAAAUGCAACAUGCAACAACUUCAAACGUUUUACUGAGUUACAGUUCAUAGAAGGAAAUCAGUCAAUUGAAAUA